AUUCCCGCGACAUCAUCAUCCCACACUAGUGGAGCUCCACGGUGUGCGAUGUGAUGCUCAGUCCUGCACAGUAGCGGCUACAGGAGGCGUGCUUGUCCCUGCCACAGGAGCACAGGAGGAGGACUGGAGCAGCGGCCAGCAGGCUUUUUUAAACCGGGCAUUGGACACACCGUUAAAGAGAGCGCUUUUUUGGGGUGCUCUGCCCCCGCCUCCCACCCUCCCAAGCGAUGGCAUCUAUGGAUCGAUCAACGGGAGCGCGUUGAGGCUCUGAGUGAUGCAGUCUCUGUUUGGCGGAGGGGAGCUGGGGCUGCUGGGAGGAGGCGGCGACGCAGGGGGCCUGAAGGAGGAUGGCUGUGGCAGCGUGGUGUGGCGGUCCUCGCCCCUGCCCCCCGACGACGUCUACUCAGCCUCCCACUUUGCCCUUAUCACGGCCUAUCAGGACAUCAAGACGAGGCUGGCCUGCCUGGAGCGAGAGAACACCAGUAUCAAGAGGAAGCUGAAGAUCUAUGAGAUCAAGUUCCCCAUGAUCAGCGAGUUUGGGGAGGACACUAACUCCUACUGCUCCUUUGAGAGCAAGGAGACGGCGCUGCUGCACUCAGAAAAUGGAAACCUGCAGCAGAGAGUCAACGUCCUGACCCACGAGCUUCAGAAGAGGAAGGAGAGAGAGGAGCAGCUGGAGGAUGUGAUCCAGGCCUACGAGAAGAUCCACAUGGAGAAGAGCAACCUCCAGAGGGAUCUCGACAAGAUGACCAGCCUGGUGGAGAAGCAUGUCGAGCGUAUCCUGAACCUGGAGUCAGCUCUGAGGCAGAGAGACAACUCACUGCAGAAACUCAACAUGCAGCUGCACAGCAAAGACAUGCAGUAUCUGCAGCUGCACGCCGGCCCAGACUCACACAUGCUGGACUGCCCAGCGCUGACCCUUCAGAGCUCCCGCAGCCUGGACGCACUGUCCGACCUGAAGCUGCAGCGGCUGGAGGCUGAGCUCGAGGGGGCGCGGCACGAGGCCCAGGGGGCGUGUCAGCGGGAAGAGGAGCUGAAGGCAGAGUGCGAGAGACUGAAGGAGGAGAUGAGACAGCUGCAGAACAGCCAGAGGGAGAGGGAAAUGACUUCUCCGUGCAAGCAGUGCGAUGUGGAGUGGAUAAAGAAGGUGGGAGAUGAGCAGGUGAACUUGGCUCUGGCCUACACAGAGUUAACAGAGGAGCUGGGGCGCCUCCAAGCACUGAGCUCCAAGCAGACGGAGAUCCUGAGGAAAGCCUCACAGGAGCAGGCUAGUCCAGUUCAGCGCCACUCUCCCAUCCACCACCAGCGCCACUCUCCAGUAUCUCAGCGCCACUCGCCCAUCUCACAGCGCCAUUCUCCAGUCCCGCCUCCACCACAGCACUCCCCAAUCCAACAGAGACGCUCCCCAGUACUGCAGCGCCUCUCCCCAGACAUGCACCGCCGCUCGCCCCUACUGGACGUCAACGACGGACCGGCCUCUUACUCCUGCCGGCCGCCCAGCCAGCACCUGAGGGCCAGUUUCCAGGGCCGGCGAAGUUACUCUGAGGUUGCUGACCCCUCGGCUUACCAGUGCCCGCCCCGCUUCUCUCUGGACCCUGUCUCCACCCUGCCUAAGCCUCGGCCUUAUGUUGAGGGCUACCCAAAACAACAGCCCCAACACGUGGGCUCUCCUCACGGUGGACUGCAGCACAGGAGUUCCCCGUCUCCCCAUCAAAGUGGUGGGGGAGGAGACGGGGGCCUUGGGGAGAGCUCCAUGCGCCACUCCAGAGAGAUGCCAUUCCCACUGUCUGAGGUGGCUCACCUUCAUUUUGAGCCCCCUCCUCCUUCCACACCGGCCCCCCAGCCCCCACAGUCCUCUGAAGAUGAGGAGGAGUGGACCUGCCCUCAUCCCAUCAGCCCACCGCGGACACUGGGAGUGCUCUCUGCUGCAGUGCCCAGCGGUGUCAUGAGAGGCCCGGCGUCCUGCUCAGCCUUCCCCAUCCCUCAGAGGCCUAACACCCUCAGCUGCCACCCUCAGCCUGGGUACAUGUCAGCGGAGCAUGCUCAGUCCUGGCCUUCGAUCAAUCUCUGGAUGGAGACUGAAGAGAGCGACAUGCGGAGCUGCCCUCUCUGCCAGCUGAUUUUCCCUGUUGGUUACCCUGACGAUGCCCUCAUCAAGCACAUCGACUCCCACCUGGAGAACAGCAAGAUCUGAUCGCCAUGGCAACCGGCCCUCUCAUACAUACAUACACAUAUACACACACACACACACACACAUGCGCGUGCGCGCGCGCACACACACGCACACACACAAACACAUCUGCGCUCUCUUCUUAUAGAUUAUGUAAGAGACCGGCAGAUCUGGACAAAAUGGAAAGUCGAACGUAGAAUCACAGGCGAUCCAUUUAGAGCCAGUUAGCCGUGUGUGAAAACAUUAUAAGUAGGGUAUGCAAAAUGGCACAGGGGCCUGUUUUAUUUGGGAAGUACUUAAACACGGGUCCGUCUUGGAUUUGUGAGUGUACAUGCAGAGUCCUUCACUGAUUGCCCUCAAGACAGCUCUGCCUGUAUAAUCACUGGCUCUGGUUGCUGCUGUUUUGUCAUAAGUCUUGUUGUGUGGUUUCAGACAGUUUCAGGUAUUGUGUUGUUUUUCGCUUCACAGUGUAGUACCACUAUGAACACACACAGUACACUUAAGUAAAGUGAGCUGAUGACAAGGUAUGAGAGGCAGGCUGGCCAGUUCAGUAGCUCUGCAUGUCAAAAAGUUAGUUUCAGUGUUAAAGAGGAAACGAUCAGGGAGAUCCGAGGCAUCUUUUUUUGACAGACUAUUCUCACCACUUAGCUUUAAAUACCGUACUCCUGCUUGGAAAUUUUCUAUCUCACAAACAUACUACAGUAUAUUUUGCAGAGGAUUCUGUGCAGUAAGUGCCAAGGACAGUGAUCUGGUAGAAGCUGGUUUAUUGAAAUGAUCUGACAGAUAUACAUGUGGGACAGUGAGAGGAUAACACUGUGAGGGCAUUCUGACAGUCGAUCAGGGGUUUGAUGCCAGUUCACUUUCACUUUUAUAAAAACAAAUGAGUGUGUUUCAGAAAGUAUAAAACAUUCCAGUCUCACAUCUCAUCAACUGACAGAUUAACUGACAGGCUGGAGAACAUGAAUGUGAAAGUACAUUUGGAUGAGCCUGAAGGUGGUUUUACCCGAACUGAGUUUUGAUGAUGCCCUGCAGGGCGGGGCACUUGAUGUUGAUGUGUCUUCUCCAUGAGCGGAGGGAAAUUUUAGUCAGAAUAUACCUUUAUGCUUGCAGCCUGUUCAAAAAUCUAAGUAUCUUAGCACUUUAAGUUAGCAUAGCCUAUACAAUGUAUCCGUUUUCAGUCCCCAUAUAUAUAUAUUUUCCAUGUAUAAUUUACUAUUUAUAUUGUCUAUCUGUAAGGCAAAAAAUAUGAAGAUAUAUUUUUGCAAAUGUUGAUGCACCACAUGUCUCAUGUUAGUGACAUGUUUCUCCCAUGUGCUUGCACACUGUUGUGUAUAGAGGAUUGGAGGGUCAAAAUCCCACCACACGGGAUGCUUUUCUGUAUAAAGACUUUAAAUUAUCAACUGGGAUUCUCCUCGGUCUUCCUAAAGAUCUGACCUUCAAAAACAGUUUGAUGUCACGACUGCCCAGACCACCCAACAAAAAACUUAACAAAAAAGAACGCACACAGCUGGCUGCAUGAGAUCAAGACUUCUGACCUGCUUUGAGGAAAAAAGUGGCAGGCUUUAUAGUGUACUGUAUUUCUAUCUCGGAGAUCUGAUACCAGAAACAUCAUCUCCAAUCAGCAACGUUAUCUCUGCAGGGUUUAAGCAAAGACGAUACUCUUCUUUUGAUACGUUGGUUUCAUUUUUAUCACAAGCGGAAUCUUAUCUCGAGAUCUGCUUGUGGAACUUCUUUUUUGAAAAAAGGAUUUUAAAAAAACAAAGUUACACUGAUGUCAGCUAAUCUGAAGCUUUUAGUUACAUGUGCAGUUUCUAAUGUAGGGGAUGUCCCUACAUACCCACUCAUGCAUUUAAACUGAUUUGAUACUGAAGAGCUGAAAUGUGAUAGAUUAGAGCACAUAGUCUAUAGACUGUGGCAGCAGGAUGAUGCAGGACAUAAGUUUCAAGUCUUUGAGUCAGCUGAGUUCAACCUCGCUGAAGUACUCUUGAAAACACUGAAUCCCUACGAGCUCUGGAAGACUUUGCUUCAGGCUUUAAUUUUCCUAUGACGGUUUUUAAAAAAGAGAAUUUUUCAAUGCGGGUCAAAGGAAAUCUGAUUAAAGGAUAAUUCUGGUUUAUUACUACUUGGACCUUAUUUUAGUAGGUUCAUGACAACACUGUGCUUGUCUGGUUAAAUGCUGAGAUCUGGGGAUGCAGCAACAGCUUUUAAAAAAAAAAAAAAAAAAAAAGUCAGACGAAUUAGUGAUUUGCUUUUGCUGGCAAGCUAACUGCUAACACACUAGCCAGCUGCGCUAGUGGGAGUCAGUCACAACAGUUUCUGUCCUCUUUCACUAUACUGAUCUGUUUGGUCCUGCCUGGCACUUCUCUCUUACUUACUGACUCUUACUGAAGAGGAAACAUACAACAACCGUUAUCAAGCUCAUUAGCUAAUAAGUUCACACAGUUUAUUUAAAAGAUGUAUUUAUACCAUUGACUCCUGUGUCCUAACUGUGGAGCAGUUUACACAGGGGCAGAGGAGGUUAAUUAAAAGUGAAAGAUAUGACACAACUAACAAGUCAUGAUAGCUUCCUCCAUUUUGAUUUCUUUGGUUCGCCAUAAAAAGGGCCACACUAUCAUGAGGGCUUGUUGGUAAAUGGCUCAAAGUUAUGGGUCAAAGUUCACCCAACUUAAAAUUGUAUGGAUUCACUUUCAACCUGUAAGAGAACCUGUGAAUCACAGUUCCAUUUGGAAUUAAUUUAAUUUAAGACGCCUAAAAAAAAGGGUUCCCGGCCUGAAGUAAACAGCGCCUCAGAAAUUAGAAAUACGAAAUUAUUGUAUCAUUAUAAAAUACAUUACACUUCAAAACAAGCAGAGGCACUACCUCACACUACAGAGGCUACAUAUAGUAACUAUAGUAAUCCAUGAGAUGAUGCCUCAGGAUUUGUUUGAUCACAGUAUGGAAAAAGUCAAAGGGUCAGACUGUCACAACCAGGUGGGGGUAUGAAAGCAAAAACCUGAUCUGCACUACUAGUCAGACUUCAUUAUUCACCAGGGCCUGCACUGAGUUAAGUUUAGAUAUUGAGCAGCAGGACGAUUACCUUACUACUAAGCUCUGUGUUGUUUUGUUGUUUGCAGUGACUGAUUAUACAGAGUUUCAGCAGCACUAACCACCUCCACUAACCAAUUUCCUGGGGGAAACCCUGAAAUCUAUACAGAAUUUCACAAGAAAAAUGGUCAGGUUCAAAGAAGUUUCAAAAAUAAACAUAACUAUAUGUACCAUUAAUCAUCUUCACAACAUCCUUAUGGAGGUUUCGAUCUGGCUAAACAUGAUGCAUCAAAGUUUCAUCUGACUGCUUGUGUUUCUUUCCUAUCAGACUUGUUUUUAGCAAUGUCGCAGCACUCUGAGAUUUAAGCACUUAACUCGCUGAUUACAAUGUUAUUGUAACUGAUGAAAGCAAAUUGAAAUAAACUGGAAUUAUCCUUUACAGAACCACAUCCUGAGGUGUAUAAAACAGAGGCAGUACAGAGAUACUUGACCAUUAAAUCGAAGAGGGCUUUAAUGACUCCCGAUUAUUCUAUACUGUAUGUAUGUUCCUAUAUCAUUCUGUGUAAAAAUAUUUAAAGCUGUGUACAGACAGAUAUUUUGCAAGUGUGUAAGACUAAUGCAACAUGUACUCUAUUAUUCAACAACUUCAAAUUGGAGUGUCUGUAAAUCAGUACAUAUAACCCUAGCCACCACCACACUAAAUAUUAAUUAUAUGCCAGUUAUAUACAAGUACUUCCCUACACCUUUCCUCUCUCACUCACUACGUAGUGAUAUGUUCUUUAGUCAACUAAUAUCCAACAGUCAGUCUUAAGCUGUGGGAUGUGGAGUGAGCAUUUUCCAGGCUUUGUCACAUGCAACCGCAAAUGAUCUGGAUCUAUACUGGGUUUAAAGAAAAAUGACAAAUUAAUGUUUGAAGGUUUUAAGUCAUUGUCGAGAAAUUACAAGUGUCUGAUGCAUUUUUUUUCUGGUUUGAUUUAUCAUGCAGCAAAGAAAGGAAAUGUGCAUCAAGUAAUUGUUGUCACUGGUGAUCAUGAUGUAAUGUUGCAUCAUAAACUACUCACUCAGCAAAGUGAAGUUUAACUGCAUUUGGAAACUUUAAGUUAUAGCCAGGUGAUUUAUUUGAACUUAAAGUCCAACAGCAGCUGAGUUACUUUUUAUUUCUUCAUGGAGGAAAUGUGCAGCGGUUAAAGAUUUCACAAACAGAAUGCCCCCCCCCCCAUCAGAGGACCAAUGUUGGCUCAUAGCCAAAGAUGACAAAUUAUUUCCUGUAUUUUGAAAAACAUGGUUAAGUGGGUUUCUUGUUCAUGUCAGUGUCAUGUGGAAAGAUGCACUGUGGUUAAUGGUGCUGGGAUGUUCAUAACCACAACCUGUUGGCCAGCAGCAGCAGCAGCAGCAAUGCAGAGUGAUCUCGCCCAGUAUGAACUCACCAUGUGAUGUAGAUGUUUACACUGCAACACACCCGCAUGUUCACAAACUGUGCUGAGGUCCAUUACAUGAAGUUUAUAAUUCGCUUCAAGAUAACAAAAAGUCAAUGUCUGAAAUCGUCACCUUGUUCUUCUUCCCUUUUUUGUGUCCUAACAGCAAAGAGACUCCUUGGUUUACUCAGGAGAUUAACACAAAGACAAAUCUAGCAGUGGAAAGAUCAGAUCUGUCUGCAUUAGAUUGAAAUUAUACAUUUCUUUAUCAUGAAAUUUCACUCAAAAUUCCCCACAGAUUUACUCAGGAGACAAACAGCUAGGUCCAACAAAGAGUUACAGUUAAAAAGAACUCAUUCUUUUUUCUUUCUUGUAAAGCUCCUCUCUCCUAUAUCUAACUAUGUGAGGUUGUUCUCCUGGGUAACAUUAAGCGUACACGGAGACCUCAGCACUAAUGAACUCUCCACAACACUAAUGAGAAGUAAUGUCUACUCUGCAGCACAUGUGUGGUGGAACGACACUGCUGACAUUCAACUACUUUACGAGUGUGAUAAAAAAGAAAACACCAACAGAGAUAUACAAAGAGUCACUUUUACUUUCUCUCUUUCUCUGUCUGUAAAUAUACUAAUAAAUAAACUGGAACUUGCACUGAAA
This is a messenger RNA of Lates calcarifer (barramundi perch), 7263 nucleotides long. It is a transcript of the gene tbkbp1, whose product is annotated as TBK1 binding protein 1. The record is from RefSeq and is a predicted model, not a curated record. Gene Ontology annotation, cellular component: cytoplasm. Lineage: Eukaryota; Metazoa; Chordata; Actinopteri; Centropomidae. The transcript has 10 exons. Gene Ontology annotation, biological process: canonical NF-kappaB signal transduction. The coding region runs from base 275 to 2194 and encodes 639 amino acids.